AUGGCAUUGCCUCUUCCACCGGGGCUGACGCCUCCAGAGAUCGCGUUCCUGUGCGAAAUGGAGCUUGUGACCGUCAUACCGCGCCAGAGACUUGAGGGACUCGAGCUGCUUGGCGGACCUCUCAAACCUCUGAAUCCACCUCAAAGGAGCAACAUUCCCCUCUGGCUCGCCCUCCUACUGAAGCGCCAACGCCGCGCCAACAUCCUCCCUCCACCCUGGCUGAACACGCACUCCCUCACCGCAAUCCUCGAUCACGAAACAGAGCACGCAGACACAUUCUCUCCGCCACCGCGACUACCGUCACAGCCCUCUGACAACACAUUACCCAUAUCACCCCCCUUCUUACCAACCUCCACUGCAGACGCUGCGCCAGACGCGUUACCAUACCACUGGUUAGAGCUAGGCGAGAUGCUACUCGAAGCUGCAGCAGACGACUUCGAAGAGCCAGAUCAGGUGCGAAAGCUGCUUCGUGGGCUACGAGAAGUGCGCAUGGCAAAGCUACGGAGUGGUGUGGAGGUGCUGGAUGCAGCUGGAGGCAUCAAGAUGAACGGGGUGGGAGGCAUGGAAGUAGGAGAAGGGAGGUCUUUCAUUACAGGAGUGGUCGAUGGGUUGAGGAAAAUCGGAGCCUCACGCGAACAGCAACGCAAAGAUCGCGACGCAGAAGAGGCAGAGAACGGCUACUCUGGCACCGCGGGCGACUACGACGACGAUGAGAUGGACAUGCAAUGA
Messenger RNA from Macroventuria anomochaeta, 729 nucleotides. RefSeq names its product DNA replication complex GINS protein PSF2. The record is from RefSeq and is a predicted model, not a curated record. The transcript is spliced from 3 exons. Gene Ontology annotation, biological process: double-strand break repair via break-induced replication; DNA replication. Bases 1 to 729 code for a protein of 242 amino acids. Gene Ontology annotation, cellular component: nucleus; GINS complex. Lineage: Eukaryota; Fungi; Ascomycota; Dothideomycetes; Pleosporales; Didymellaceae.